UGUCAGCCUGUGCGAUUAUAUGACGGGAAAUGUUGCGAUUAUAUUAAAUAAAUAAGUGUGUGGACUUAAACACACAUUUUCUGAGAACAGUUUGCCGAUUUUUCGUGCCGCUAACAAAACAAACAAAAAAAGAUGAAAAAAAAAAAGAUCUGACAGUCUAUCAGUAUAAGCAAGUGCACGUGUGGCGUGCGUGUUCACUUUUGUGAGCAGCGCUGAGAGACCAGAACGAAGAUGGAUGCCGAGGAGACUGAUCUGGUAGCCAAAAAAAACUCUACCUCUGUUAUAUGGCGAUAUUUCGGAUUUGAGAUUACUGACACUGAGCAGAGAGAUGUACUGUGCAAGAUUUGCAAAAUUAAAGUCGCUACAUCACGUGGCAAUACGACAAAUUUAUAUCAGCACCUGAAACAGCACAGAGAAAAAUAUGAUGAAUGCAUGACGAUGAAAACCCAGAUUAGUAAAGAGACAGGUGAAGGAAACAAGGCACAAGCUGUUCCCCGAACAAAACAAUGCGCAAUUACAGAUGUGUUUGCAAGUCUCACGCCAUAUGAUAAGUCUUCGCAUAGACAUAAAGAAAUCACCGACUCCAUAACCUACUACUUGGCAAAAGACAUGACGCCCAUACACACCGUAAGUAAAGUGGGAUUUCAGAAAAUGAUCCGCACACUGGACAAGAGGUACCAGCUGCCCUCUCGAAACUAUUUCUCUCAAGUAGCGAUACCUAAACUUUAUAACUCGCGCCGUGACGAAGUUCAAAAGGAAAUGGCUUCGGUGACGUUCUUUUCAACCACUACGGACCUGUGGUCAAGCAGGACAAGUGAACCGUAUAUUAGCUUGACUGUGCACUUUGUCAACGAGGAGUUUGAAUUGAAAAGCCGCUGCCUUCAAACAUCGUAUUUCCCCGCCGACCACACAGGAGAGAACAUAGCCUUGGGCUUGAGAGAGGCACUGGCUGCGUGGGACCUCUGUGAGGAGCGUCAGGUCGCCAUCACUACAGACAACGGCACCAACAUUGUCAAAGCAGUGGAGCUUAAUCAAUGGACUAGAAUCCAGUGUUUUGGGCAUAGACUUCAUUUGGCCAUUGAAAAUGCUCUGAAAGAUAAUGCACAAUGCAUUAACAGAGCUACUGGGAUAUGCAGGAAGAUUGUGGGCCACUUCUCCCAUAGUUGGAAGAAAAGAGUGGCCUUGAAGGAAGCACAACAAGAGCUGAACCUCCCAGAGCAUGCCAUGGUGACAGACUGCUCAACACGAUGGGGUUCCACUCAGAAAAUGAUAGCAAGAGUCCUGGAGCAGCAAAGUGCGUUGUCCAAGGUUCUCUCUACAGACCGCAAAGUGCGACACCUACUCCCUUCAUGGCAGGACCUGGAGGUCUUGGAAUCUGUAAACAAGGCACUAAGCCCACUCCAGGACUUUACAGAUGCCUUAUCUGGUGAGAGUUAUGUGAGCAUAUCUUGUGUGAAACCUGCUCUGCAUCUUCUGAACACCUCAGUGCUGGCUGAAGACGAAGCAGACACUGAACUGACCAAAUCACUGAAAACAAAAAUCCUUAGCUACCUCAACAACAAAUAUGAAGGCACACAGGACUUGCUAAACUUCACCACUUUCCUAGACCCAAGGUUCAGAACUCAAUACAUCUGUGAAGAGGAGAUCCAGACCUUGAAGGAACGAGCCAUCUCUGAAUUGAUAGUGAGUAAAACCAGAGUUUACCUAACUGGUAAGAAUUCAAUCUAACAAAUUUCUAAAACAUGCAUUUUUUUUAAUAUUUGUUUCAGGAAAUUCACCAGCAGCAGUCUGUUGCCCAAAGCACUGCAGUGAUGGAGAAUGAUAGCCUGGAUGUGGAAAGUCCACCUGCUGCUAAAGCCAAGAAGAAAACUCUGGCCAGUUUCUUCAAGGAAACCACAUGCACAGCACCAAGAACAUCAUUGUCAUCCACAUUUGAUUCCAUGGCACAGUUUAGAGAAGCAGUGACCGCUGAACUCAAUGCUUACAUUUACAUGCCAUGUGUAGACCAUGGAGAAGAUCCACUGAAAUGGUGGAAGUUUCACAAAGUAAACUUCCCUAGGCUAUGCAAACUAGCACAGAAAUAUCUGGGCAUACAA
Molecule: messenger RNA, 2096 nt
Organism: Carassius gibelio (silver crucian carp)
Lineage: Eukaryota; Metazoa; Chordata; Actinopteri; Cypriniformes; Cyprinidae
Product: E3 SUMO-protein ligase ZBED1-like
Exons: 2
Coding region: 232-1728 (498 amino acids)
Molecular function (GO): DNA binding
Source: RefSeq, a predicted model, not a curated record